UUUUCGAUAAGAUAAAUCUUAUGUAUUGAGAAUAAUGGUAGACAUAUUAAGCGGAUUGUACUAACAAAAGUUUUUAAUAUUCCUUUUACAUUGGAUUGAAUUUAUCGAGACACCCUGUACGUAAGAUUUUGAUGAGCCUGGAUUUGCUGUGAUUGGUUGUAAUACGUAUUUCAAGGAUAGAGGUCAGUGUGUCUUCAAGGUUCUCGGAAAUAAAAAUAUUAACAAAAGAGAGUUCGCAAGCUAUAUGUAUUUUCGUCUUCAGUCUUCAAGCACUGACGAUAUUUUAUAAACCAAUAAAGUUACAUUGCGAGUCGUAGUAGUCAUCCAUUUGCGAUAUCACUGAUUUGUUAUUGUGAUACGUGUCACUUCUUAUAAUAAAAUACGUUGCAUUUUUACUACGACGAUAAAGCGUACGCUUUCGACCAUCAACUUUGGAAUUAUUUUCGACAAAAUGCUGCGAAUUACGUCGAUAUUCUUGCUUCUUGCCAUCUCGGAAAUCUUUGCACAAAAUUGCGAAGAUAAAGACGCACAAUGUCCCGCUACAUCAGAGUUUAAUCAAGAUAUCGACUGGCAGUCAGCUACCUCAAUUUAUGAUUUUCAUGCAAACGAUAUCUUGGGCAAGAAUGUCCCAUUGGAGAAAUAUCGUAACCAUGUUCUUAUUAUUGUUAACGUUGCUAGCAACUGUGGCUUAACAGACACCAACUAUAAACAACUCCAACAAUUAUAUAAUAAAUAUAGUGAAAAGGAAGGCUUGCGAAUUCUUGCUUUUCCGUGUAAUCAAUUUGCUGGCCAAGAACCAGGCAAUUCUGAAGAAAUACUUAACUUUGUGAAACAGUACAAUGUUACUUUUGACAUGUUCGAAAAAAUUGAUGUAAAUGGAGAGAAUGCCCAUCCAUUGUGGAAGUGGUUAAAAAUACAGAAAGGAGGAGAAGGACUCGUUACCAAUGAUAUUAAAUGGAAUUUUACUAAAUUUAUCGUAAACAAGGAAGGUAAAGUGAUGAAUAGAUUCUCUCCGUCUACUGAACCGUUGGACAUGGAAGAAACAUUGAAAAAGUAUUUUUAAGUUUACAACGCUUAAUUGCUUCCUUUAUGUAUUCUAUUUUUUCUGUCUAUAUAUUACCAGUAAUUCCUUUUUUUAAUAAUAGUAUAAAAAUAUAUAGUUAUAAAUGUAUAAUUAUAUAAUGCUAACAAGGUAUGAAAAAUGAUUUUUUCGCUUUAUUACAUUAUUUUUUUUUUAAAUAUAUUUUUACAAAUAAUGGUGUAUGGAAAAAUUAUAUUGUAUCUAAGGACGAUAUAAAUAACAAAAAUAAAA
This is a messenger RNA of Solenopsis invicta (red fire ant), 1312 nucleotides long. RefSeq names its product probable glutathione peroxidase 2. Gene Ontology annotation, molecular function: glutathione peroxidase activity. The record is from RefSeq and is a predicted model, not a curated record. The transcript has 2 exons. Bases 452 to 1063 code for a protein of 203 amino acids. Gene Ontology annotation, biological process: response to oxidative stress. Lineage: Eukaryota; Metazoa; Arthropoda; Insecta; Hymenoptera; Formicidae.